CAAUCACCAACUAAAUCCUCUUAAAUUUGAACAUAUGUCAAAGAUCCCAUAAGAUCAAAUUUGUGGGUUUUCUCUAGAUUCGUCCAUAUUUCUUAACACAAUCAACAAUCUUUAACCAUUGUGGUCGAUGCCAUUUGAAGUGGGAUUAAACAAAAUCGGAUAAAGGUACAAUCUUUAAUGCACAAUAUACAAAUUCCAAAAGGGUCAUCAUGACAAAUUUAACAAAGCACUCGCCAGUGACCUUUUCCAAAUAAAUGUUCCCUGUUCCACCAUUCUUUGUAACAGUAUAUAGGAAUAUUAAGAGGGGGCUACAGAGAGAUGCCAAAGUAGAUUUUCUUUUUCGCCAUCAAAAAACCCCACAUCAACACACAGUUUAUUUUCAAUUUCAUGUAAACAAAUUAAAGCUUCAAUUUUCAUGUCUAUGUCCAUUGAAGAACAUGAUUAUAUAGGGUUGUCAGAGGCAAACAUGGAGAAAAAAGCCUGUGAUAUAACCGAUAAUAAAGAUUUGAAUUUAAAGGCCACUGAAUUGAGACUUGGGUUGCCUGGUUCGGAGUCGCCGGAAAGAGAGGCUGUUAACGGUGGUCCAAUCAAGAAUUUGGUGGCCGGAGCUAAAAGGGGUUUCUCCGAUACCAUUAAUGGUGGUUCGGGGAAAUGGGUUUUCGCUGGUAAGGGUGGAUCUGAGGUUGAUUUGGUUAAAAAUGGCGGAUUUUUUUCAUGUUCGAAAGUUGAAAACAAGAACUCCGGUUGUGUAAAAGAGACUGCUGUUUUGGCUUCUCCGAAGCCUGUUUUACUUGAAAACAAGUCUCAAGUUUCUGUAAAUGCAAAUGUUCCUGCUCCAAAGCAACAAGUUGUAGGAUGGCCUCCAAUUAGAUCCUUUCGUAAGAACACCAUGGCUGUUAGCCAAACGAAGAAUCAAGAAGAUAAGGAUCCAAAAAUGGGUUCGGGUUGUCUUUAUGUGAAGGUGAGCAUGGAUGGAGCUCCAUAUUUGAGGAAAGUGGAUCUCCAGAUGUACUCUAGCUACUUGGAUCUUUCUUCGGCUCUUGAAAAAAUGUUUAGCUGCUUUACAAUUGGUCAAUAUGGUAGCCAUGGAGCCCACACAAGAGACGGAUUAAGUGAGAGUCGACUAAUGGACCUACUUCAUGGUUCUGAGUAUGUACUGACCUAUGAAGAUAAAGAUGGCGAUUGGAUGCUCGUAGGUGAUGUUCCAUGGGAUAUGUUCAUUGGCUCUUGUAAGAGGAUGAGGAUCAUGAAAAGUUCAGAUGCAAUUGGCUUAGCCCCUCGAGCGAUGGAAAAGUGCCGAAACCGAACUUAGAACAAUAACGACCAAAAUUAUGUUUGUGUAAAGAUCAAUUCUCUUGGAAGAAUUCCAAUGGGGUCUUGCUCUAGAAAGGCUGGAAACAAAGCUUUAAUUUGGAUUCUAAAGUCUUCAAAUUGUAUUAUAUUAAUACUUGUGUUGAGUGUAACUAGAAUAGUAAUGCCAUUUAGGCAAAAGACAUGUAUUACAUCUAUGACUUCUACAAAUACUUGCUAUGUUUCUUAAUUUUAAUAUAUGUUGAAAAGGGUAAGCCUCGAAUAUGUAUUUUAUGAUAUUUGUAUCCAUAAUAUGAAGAUUUUAGUUUAGGUGAAGUAAAGUUGAUAUAGGAGGAUUAAAUAUUGUAAAAGUCUGGGGUAGAGCUACAAUAAGUGGAAGUACAAGUGUAUGGACUUUGCGAGUAUGUUGUAGAAGUGCAAGGGCUUGGGGAAAUCUUUUGGGUGUUGUCAUGGCAGUUGAAGUUAGUUAGAAUUGUAAAAUAAGGUGCUGUAAAGUAAAGAUAUGAAAAUGUAAGUAAUAUAUAUUAUAUAAUAAGUAGAACUACACAUUAUAUUAAUGAUCUUAAACUUAAUUGAUGUG
Molecule: messenger RNA, 1891 nt
Organism: Lactuca saligna
Lineage: Eukaryota; Viridiplantae; Streptophyta; Magnoliopsida; Asterales; Asteraceae
Source: the annotation of a GenBank genome assembly